Messenger RNA from Rotaria sp. Silwood2, 3318 nucleotides. NCBI's taxonomy places the organism in Eukaryota, Metazoa, Rotifera, Eurotatoria, Philodinida, Philodinidae. The record is from the annotation of a GenBank genome assembly.
AUGGUGUCUUUCAUCAGCUAUUUAUUCUAUAUCAUUCUAUUAUGCAAAAUAACUGCGUUUCCUGAAAUUAAUCUUGAUCUUACUGAUUGGAUAAAUGACAAUCAAAGUAAUAUUGUUAUACAACAUGAUUGUCUUCAUGUUGCUGGUUGGAUUGAAGAAGAAAAUGAUCCUUAUCAAAUAAUUUCUUAUUGUAUGAGUGAAUGGCCAUCAAAAUGGAAUAUUCAAAAAAAUAAUCAAGAUCAAAAAUUUACUUUUGCUAAACUCUGCAAGCUAAAUAUUAUUAGUGAACAAUUAUAUCUUUGGUCAACACCAAUGGAUGUUGUUGAACCAUCAUCAUCAUCAAUGGCAACACAUAUAUUCUACAAUUGUACAUCAUCAAGAUUUGGUCCAUUGUGUCAAUAUUCAUUGGAUGUUUCCAAUUCUCAUCAUUUAACGUUAAACGAGAUUAUUCGAGAAUUUUAUCUACAUGAAUAUGAACCAACAACAUUGACGUGCUACACUCAUUUACAAUGCGAUCGCGGUUCAAUAUCUUCAUGUCUUGAUUGGAGUGAAAUAUGUGAUGGAGUCAUUGAUUGUCGAAAUGGAGUCGAUGAAGAACCUUGUUGGCAAAUUGAAAUGAAUGAAUGUGAAGAUCAUGAAGAUCGAUGUGGAAAUGGGCAAUGCAUACCUAAAAUAUUUUUUCAUGACGGCCUUAAUCUUUAUGAAUGUCUUGAUCGAUCAGACGAACAGCUGUUGGCGCAACCAUUAUUAAUAAAAAUAAUUGAUGAACCCACAUUUGCAAUGAAAGAUGUUACAUGUUCCAAACGACAUGAGAGCCUCAAUGUGAAGCUAGCAAGUUCAUGUUUGCUAAAACGCAAGAAUUUACUACAGCGGCUCAUGUUCUCUGAUAAACCAAACCAAGUAUCGAAUGAUUGUUGGUUAGCCGUUAAGUGUUACUUGGCUAUUGAAUAUCUAGUAUCAAAUAAAAGAUUUGAUGAUCUUAUUUUCAAUCAAACGUGGACAGAAAUAAUUAACAAGACAUGUCCCGAUAUGCUGUAUGUGCCGGCUAGUCCCGUUGCUUUUGGACAUAUGUACUCUCUAUAUACAAAAAAUGGUAUGUUAAAAUUUUAUACGAAAGUACCAACACCUCAAUAUGUCUGCUACAAUGAUCAAAUUUGCGGCAGAUUCAAUUCGAACCAAACAUUAUUGUCAUUCAAUAAUAAUACAUGUCGUCGUUCCACAGAUUUUCCAUUAAAUUUUAAAUCGUACGAACAAACUAGAGGCAACUGGAACAAACAAAUAACGAAACAAAACACAAAAAUAAUACAUUUAAACUCAUCAAUUACUAAACAAACCGCUCUUCAACAUCAAAAAUGUUGUAAUCGUGGUCUUUUUGUUAGAGUUUGGAUAGAUUAUGAGAAAAAUUUAACGACUGAAACAUGUCUUUGUCCACCUAGUUUUUAUGGAGAUAUGUGUCAAUAUCAAAAUCAACGAAUUAAUUUCACUUUACAAUUUCAAACAUAUUCUGAUUCUCGACGAACUCUAUUUGCUAUUGUUGUCUCACUUAUUGAUGAUAGUGAUGAACAGACCAUUCAUUCAUACCAACAAUUUAGUUAUUUACGAAAAAAAAAACAUUAUUCAAUACAUAUUGAUAUCUAUGAAAAAGUAUCACUCACAUAUCGAAGAAGUUUUUUAAUACCAAUUAAAUUUCCCUUUCUACCUGUACAUCGUGUCGCUGUACAACUCAGCAUUGCACGUACAACUGAUGAUGUGAAAAGUUGCUCAAAUCAACAAUGUGUUCAUGGUCAAUGUAUUAAAUAUGCAGACAAUCUGAAAGGUUUCAAUGGAGACAGAUGUGAAAUAGCUGAUAAUAAAAACAUUGUAUCAUUUCAUCGAGAUAUCAUUUUACCAAACUCUUUACUUGUUCAUUUCAUUCAAGUGAUUGACGAUGGUCCACCUACAAAUGGCAGUACAUUCAAAAUUAUUUCUGUCAAUCAAAAUACAGUAAUAAUUAAUUGGUCAUAUCCAUUUCAUAUUGCUUUUAUUCAAUUUUUCAAUAAAGAUUACUAUUUAAUCAGUGUUCAAAAGAAAUAUUAUCAAUCGAUAACCAUUGUUCGAGAAAUUCAACCAUCAGAUCGUUGUCGACAUAUAAAUGAAGUAUUGAAUGAGACAAUUGUUAAGUUUCAUCUUCUUCAUCGUAUUAAAUAUUAUCAUUUACCAUGUCAAAGACAUUCACCACAAGUGUCUUGUUUUUAUGAUGAUAUUCAUUUUUGUUUAUGUAACAAUUAUGGACAACAACGUGUAGCUAACUGUUUUGAAUUUAAUUAUAAAAAGAAAUUUGAUUGUUUUGGUCAAAGUAAUUGUGAAAAUGGAGCACAAUGCUUACAAGAUCGAUCAACAUGUGCACAAACAUCAACAUGUGUUUUUUUAACAUGUUUUUAUGGAAGACGAUGCCAAUUUAGUUCCAAUGUAUUUGGUCUUUCACUUGAUGCAAUUUUAGGUUAUCAUAUUCAACCACAUAUUGCCAUCAGACAUCAAUCUCUUGUUGUACAAUUAUGUAUAGUAUUGACGAUCAUUAUGACUGUAGCAGGAUUGAUUAAUAGUGCUCUAUUGAUGAUUGCAAUUAAUAACAGAGAACCACGUAAAAUUGGUUGUGGUAUUUAUCUAAUAAAUUCAUCGAUUACUACUAUAUUUACAAUGAUUCUGUUUGCAUUGAAAUGUUCGAUACUUAUUAUUGCACAAAAGACAUAUAUUACGAAUCGUUUAUUCCUACAAUUACAAUGUACUUCAAUAGAUUUUUUACUACGAAUCGGUCUUAACAUGGAUCAAUGGUUGUCAGCAUGUAUAGCUAUAGAACGAACAGUUGCCGCAAUAAAAGAAACCAGUUUUGAUAAGAAGAAAAAUACACAACAUCAACAACAAUCAAUCGUUGGUAAUGCUGGAAAUAUUCAUUCAUCAUCAUCAUCAUCAAUUCUUUAUGCAAUAAGUCAGAUUUUUUCCACUAAUACAUCUUCUUCAUCCACGACAACAACAACAACAACAAAUACUGCUGCUAAGCCGCAUAUGCCCAAUAGUCUUUCAUUAUAUAAUAAUAAUCAUUUAUCAACAUCAUCAUCUCUUGUUACAUUUAGUACAACAGACAGUCCUAUAUCAGCCACAACAAUUGAAAAUGAAAAGAAAAUAACUGAUAGAAGAAUUACACCAAAUCAUAUAUUUGCAUCAACAAAUUCAUUCUUUAUAUUUGAUCGAGUUUCAUAUGCAAUAUGUGAAUUAUGUAAUAUAACACAACAAGCUCCUGCUGCAUUUCAAUAUGCAACAUUAAAUAUCUAUCAAGCAUAA